GCUAUACAGAAACAACCAGUUAUGCCUUGUGAUAAAAAUCCAGAGCAACCCAACAGGAGUCACAGUAAAGAUGAAAGGAGGAAAAAUAAAACAUGGAGAGAAGGAGAAGGAGAAAAGGAAGAAGAAAUGGAAAAGGAUGGAAAAGAGAAACUGGCAGAGGAACAGGAGGAAGAGAAGAAAGGAGAAAAAAUGGAAUGUGAGGAAGAAUAUCCGGAGAAAAGAUUAGUCAGUAAGCCCCUCAUGGACACUCUCUGGGCAACGUUCAAGUUAAACAAGUGCCCCACAAAAGGACUUAGUCUGUCGCUUGCAUUUGAAUUUAACAUGACAGAGAAACAGAAAGAAACGUGA
This is a messenger RNA of Pipistrellus kuhlii (Kuhl's pipistrelle), 348 nucleotides long. It is a transcript of the gene NANOGNB, whose product is annotated as NANOG neighbor homeobox. NCBI's taxonomy places the organism in Eukaryota, Metazoa, Chordata, Mammalia, Chiroptera, Vespertilionidae. The record is from RefSeq and is a predicted model, not a curated record. The coding region runs from base 22 to 348 and encodes 108 amino acids. The transcript has 2 exons.